This is a messenger RNA of Ectocarpus sp. CCAP 1310/34, 3428 nucleotides long. The record is from the annotation of a GenBank genome assembly. Lineage: Eukaryota; Phaeophyceae; Ectocarpales; Ectocarpaceae.
AUGCGUUACCUCCUACGAACUCCAUCGUGUGGUCCACGGCAACGCAACCUUGGUGCCAGGGUGUCACCGGCGCUGGUCAAGGUAGUGGCCGGACAGGGGGGACGACUUCUGCAGCCGGCCGUGUACAAGACGGAGAGGGGAACCGAAGGUGCCAACGACGACAGCGCUACUGUCAGCGUCGCCGCUGCCUCUUCGUGGUCCGUGUUGAGCUGGGUGGAGAGGGAGAGGUUUGGGUUGGUAUCGGACCUUUCGCCGGACAAUUUUAUGAGAACGAACCCAUCAGCCAAUUGCGAGCUUUGUUUGAGUUCUUAAGAUCUGCAUGUUGCGUCGCGUCCGGAAGGAUGGAAGUAGGCGUUAUCUGCGACCACGCGCCUGAUGGAUCUGGGUAGGGUAUUUUGAAUUCCGUAGAAUGGGUCGAGAGAGCGUUGUUCUUGUUGGCUUCUAUGGAGUUUUGCUCUACUACGCUCUAGGGAAGCUAGCGCCCACUUAUGUGGCGCGCGUACGUGUCUUAUCUAUCUUGUGUGCCUGCAAUAGUGACAAGAUAAUUUGCUGUCUUCCACACAGGCUGUUUGUCGUACCCCGCCUGCCCCCCGCCCCACCCUUGGAUAUCGAAACGCCUUGCAGUUUCGUAAGCAGCGCCCACACGAGUGACGAGAUGGAAGCGAUGCAUCAAAUCAAAGGCUUUACGACACUCGGGUUAGCACCUUGUGAUAGUGUAUUUGAAUAGGUACAUUGUCCUUGUACAUUGUCCACCAUAUAUAUUUGUCCUAGAAGUAGCAACACAAAGCUUCUGGAAGGGUCUAGGUCGACUUGAACAACCAUCCUUCAUACCCUGUUGCGCACAGGUAGGCUGUUUGGCAGCUGUCGCGAUGCGCCAAACCGGGCAUUUGCUAAACAUGCCACCCGGAUCGUUCCACACUAUCAACCAUCGCCAUCGUACCUUUCCCCCCCCUACCCUAUUCCCGAAUCAAAUAAUCCAUCCACGCAAACUGACUGCGGCAGGCUGGGCUCCUUGGGAAGGUUGAUGGUGCUUGGAGUUGUUGACCCCAAGCACGAGGCGACAAGAUCCUUCCACAAGGUUUUUGUGGAUGUCGCCUCGGACAUGGGUGUGACGCACUCCGAGAGGCUCGUGUUCGGGACGGUAAACCGCGUCAAGAUGCCGGGUUUCAUGGAGACUUUCAACGUGUACGAGGGGCAUCCGCGGGUCAUAGUCAUGGACAUUGCGUCGGACGAGUUCUACACCUUGGAAAACAUGCAUAUUGAAGUUGGGGAAAUGAAGGCAUUCCUAAUCGCCGUCCUAGCAGGGUUCAUUCCGGCCCGUGCGCCGUCUACCAAUUCCACGCGGUACGCGAUGAAGAUCUGGUGGCUAGUUAAGAAGGGGGGUGCGUGGAGCCUCCUUCUCCUAAUCCCGGCGGUGGCACUAAUGUGGGUGUUCUGCGACACACCCCAAAGGGAGGAGGCACGGGCAGCUUUGCGGGAAGCCAGGAAGUCUGAGAGGGAUGAGACUGUUCGACGCAAGAACCAGUGAAUCGGCGGCAGACGCACACGCCUGCCUACGAGUGGUCUUGCGCACAUGCCUCCUUCCUUGGUGCGGAGAACAGCAAACAUCUGUAGGAUGCUAAGAGGUAGAUGCGGCAGCGUCGGCGGCACUUUUGAGCGAUUUCGUAAAUGUAGUGUACAGAGUAAGUAGAAGACCGACGUUUAGUGUAGCGUAUGAUCCGUCCACGGUGUUCGGGAUUUCGAUGGCAAAUGUGUGCCGCCAAUAACACAUUUUUGAGGCAAGGACCCUCCUGCUGAUUGUUGUACAUUGCACUGCCCGUGGACAGAGGUCUCCUCGGCAUUUGUCUAUGAAUGUUAUUACAGGUGUAGACUAAGUGUGGUGAACUCUCGUGUUUUGUAUCCCUUACCUGGCCCUCAUGCUUCGUGCGAUCAUUGAUCUGCGUGUGAGCUUGUCCACUUGUUCGGUGUUAUAGCAAAGAAGACCGAGGCGGUGUGUUUGUGUUGGUAAAUAUAGAUCUACCCUGCCCUCAUCUAGAGCAUGUUUUGUGCGGGGUUGAUUGUUAGAGUGUGCGCGUGAGGUGCCACCACUUGUCGGAUUUCAAUGGCGUUUUGGCGUUUUCCAACAACACUCUAUACGACAUGAUUGAUGUUUGAACGCUCGACCCUUGGGCAAGAGAGCAUUAUAUACUUAUACUUUCUUUUUGUCAUCGAUUGUUGCCUGUGGGACUCGUUGUCUCUGCUCCGCAGCAGUGUUGACUGCCAGGUAGUGCUGUGUACAGCAGUAUUGGAUCUCGUUCCGGUGGGAGUCAUGUCUGGUCGGCAUUAAAAAUAUGCACUACAUGACUUGACCAUAUACUGUACUCCUAGAACUAUAGUCUUACGCUGUCUGUUGUCACGGCGAUUGCGAUGUAUGCGCUGUUCUUGGUUGUUCAUGCUAAGAUAUGACCCUCCCUGCAGCUCACAGCAUGCACGCUGCCAGCAGUGUUCAUGCCGACAUUCAAUGAAGGCAGGCAUACACCAUAGAAAGCUAGCCGGCGUACAUCUUCGGUGAACCGUACGGUCCACGCAGAUAGGUUACAAUGUAGAUGAUCCCUGGACAAUGUGAGUCUUCUUGUUUGCAUAGGCAGACGACGUGUGGUAUCCAUGCGAAAUAUAAAUAUCGACCGCCGGGCCGAAGAACAACGCCUAUGAUCUUCCUACGAUGAUCCUACAUGUACACUAACCUACGGUAGGUGGUCCAUCAGUCAUAGACUAUGGCAAUCCUAUGCGUGCCCUUUUCGUAGUUAGAAGAUAAAGAUUCCGAGACAGGCACAGCUGAGCGCUAUCUCUCGAAGGAUCUACUAUGAGACAUUUGUUUCACAUGACGAAUCCAUGAUCCACAUGAACAUGAACAUGAACCUGCUGAUGCUGCUCUUCCCUCUGUCACAUGGCCACCCCUACCCCUGAAAUUUCUUCAUACCAUCUGCGAUCCCCUGACGGUCUGACAGAGAGCUGCUGCCCUUCACAUCAGCCUCUCGCUUUUCCCUGAAUGAAGACCACCACCACCACGGGUGGGGCUCAUUUAUAAGUACCCUCCACGACAUACAAUCCGUUGAUCCAUCACAGGAUUUAAAGCAUAGAGAGGCCGCAGCCACAGGGGCAGCAGGAAAAGAAAAGGGAGAGGAGAGGUCGACGAAGAAAAGCGAACUUCGAGUAGUUCGAGCCCAACAGCAUCAGGUAUCUAGGCGAUAGACAAACAACACGAACGGCAUCGCACAAUCGCACAAACGUCCAGUCCAUCAAGUUUCUUCCCCUGAGAGGAGGGAAGGGAGAUAGAGGGCGAAGAGGCCCUCGGCAUAUGGCGUUGCUUGAUCUGGCAUAUCCUGCGCACGUCGAGCAGCGCGCGACGUACGCCUCCGGAUUUCCGGGAGGCACGCCCAGCAGCAGCA